Conger conger (European conger) is the source of this 5090-nucleotide messenger RNA. It is a transcript of the gene rce1a, whose product is annotated as Ras converting CAAX endopeptidase 1a. The coding region runs from base 306 to 1283 and encodes 325 amino acids. NCBI's taxonomy places the organism in Eukaryota, Metazoa, Chordata, Actinopteri, Anguilliformes, Congridae. The transcript has 8 exons. Gene Ontology annotation, biological process: CAAX-box protein processing. Gene Ontology annotation, cellular component: endoplasmic reticulum membrane. Gene Ontology annotation, molecular function: metalloendopeptidase activity. The record is from RefSeq and is a predicted model, not a curated record.
AAAACUAAGGUUUUUUUAGGGGAAAGGUUUACGCGUUUAUUAGCUUCGUUAGUAUUAUGUAACCAACGUGUCCGUGAUUACAGGAUUUAUCAGUACCCCCUUUAUGUUUUAUACAUAGGGUGUCCGCCAAUGGGGAACACCGCAGACGAUGACGUUAAAUUUCGGCGCCGGCAUUUUCUGUUUACUUAGAAUAUAAUCGCAACAUGCUCUCAUUGUAAUUGUCAAGAGUUAAAUUGUAAAAGUAGGAUAAGAGUUAGAAUUUGGUUUCGCCGUUAAACGCAGCCCUCAUCCCUGCCCCCCGCGCCAUGUCAGAUGACAAGUCAACAUUUUCCCAUGAAAUAAAUCGCGAUAGCGCUUUCGUGCCUCCGGACGGACUUUGCUGGUUGUCUGUCCUGUCCUGUUUAGUACUUGCCUGCUCUUACGUCGGAAGUUUAUACGUUUGGCGCAGCGAUUUACCAAGGGAUCACCCGUCUGUGAUAAAGCGGCGCUUCACCAGUGUGCUAGUCGUCUCUGCCCUGUCGCCUGUCUUCGUCUGGACAUGGAAGGAGGUUACUGGUGUGAGGCCUGGGCACUCCUUGCUGGCCCUGAUGGGCAUUCGUCUGGAGGGAGUGGUGCCAGCUGCCAUUUUACCCCUGCUGCUCACCAUGGCGCUGUUUCUGGGCCCCCUGAUCCAGUUAGCGAUCGACUGCCCCUGGAGUUUUAUUGAUACAAUCAAAGUGUGGAUCGGAGGCGGCGUCUCUCCCCCCCCUGCAGACCCGUCGUUCUGGGCCCUGUGCGUGAGCGACAUGCGCUGGCUCAGGAACCAGGUGGUGGCGCCGCUGACGGAGGAGCUGGUGUUCCGCGCCAGUAUGCUGCCCAUGCUGGUGCCCUGCGCCGGGCCCAACACCGCCGUGCUCACCUGCCCGCUCUUCUUCGGCGUCGCUCACUUCCACCACGUGAUUGAGCAGCUCCGCUUCAGACAGGCCACUGUGUCGGCCAUCUUCCUCUCUGCCGUUUUCCAGUUCUCCUACACGGGUGUCUUUGGAGCCUACACUGCCUUCAUCUUCAUCAGAACUGGUCACCUGGUGGGCCCGGUGCUGUGCCACUCCUUCUGUAACCUGAUGGGGUUCCCGGCCCUGAGCACGGCCCUGGAGCACCCCCGCCGCCUCACUCUGCUGUGCUGCUACCUGCUGGGGGUGCUGCUGUUCCUCCUGCUGCUGUUUCCCCUGACUGAUCCCUCCUACUACAGCCCCCCCACACCCGUCUGCAGCCUGAGCACUGUCCCGGGGUCUGUGUGCUCCUGACCGGCCCCGGGGUGCACGUACACUCACACACACACACACUCUCACUCACAGACAAUCACACACAAACACGUACACUAAUACACACACACACACACACACACACACACACACUCACACACUCACUCUCACUCAUAGACAAUCACACACACACACGUACACUCAUACACACACACACGCUCACACACUCACACUCUCUCACUCUUACUCUUACUCUCACUCAGACAAUCACACACAAACACGUACCCUCAUAUACACACACACACUCACACCCACUCACUCUCACUCACAGACAAUCACACACAAACACGUACACACACACAGACACACACACACACACUCACUCUCACUCAUAGACAAUCACACACACACACAAACACGUACACUCAUACACACACACACACACACUUACACACACUCACUCACUCUCAUAGACAAUCACACACAAACACGUACACACGCUCACACACACACACUCUCUCACUCUUACUCUUACUCUCACUCAUAGACAAUCACAAACACGUACCCUCAUAUACACACACUCUCACUCACUCUCACUCAUAGACAAUCACAUACAAACACGUACCCUCAUAUACACACUCACACACACGCACAUACACACACACACACAUUCAUACAGAUGCACCCACACACAUGCACAGAUACACCCACAUAUGAAUAAGAAUGUAUGGGCCCAGACAUGCAUGCACAGGCUAGCACACAUGCAAAGACACGCAUAAAUACAGGGACUACAGCAACAGUACCAAAGCAGGUUCCUCCAGCAUGCUGUGCAGCCAAGGCCUCAGUGUGCUGUUAUAAGGCUUCAGGUGCUCAGUGUUGGGGGUAGACUGUACACAGACUCACUGCGCGGGCCAACAGUGCACGCCGGCACAAAACACUCACUUUCCCAGCAUUCCAUCUCCCUCUCUUUUGGUAACCAUGCCAAUCCUUACCUGCAUUUCCUGUUUUCCCAGUUCAGGGAAGGUACCGUAAUGCCCGGUGUAUAUGUUCAGGCACAUUGCUCAGGGUGCUCUGAAAGAGGGGGGGUGACUCGCACUCCUCAUGUCUCUCCGUCUCUAGACGCCUGUCAUUCCUUCGCCUCUCCUUCUUAGCAGUGGCGACAUCUUAUGAAACCAACAACUACUCUCUCCUGCUGCAGUGGUAAUCAUUCAUCUGUUAUUGGCUUUAAAAAAGAGAAAAAGGUUUUUUUAGUAUAUUGCUUUUCUUCUUCGCGAUCUAGUUUAGUAGCAUUGAUUGUUAGCUUGAGGAAUGGAGGACAGAGCAGCUUGCAAUGCUAAAUGCUAACAAAUGCUAACUGUUACUGCAUUUGCAACCUGAGGCAGAGCAGCUUUCUCAUAAGUACUGUCAGAAUAUCCCACAGGGGAUUCGAACCCACAACCUACAGGUCAGACACUGCCACAAAAUAACAUGAUAGCCGGACCCACUGGGUGGCAGUGCAUGGACUUGGCUGUGGCGGACGUUUUUUUAAAGGGUUUCUAUUUCUGACCCCAUGACUCAGACACCAUGUUUAACUAGUGAAAGGAUCUCUGUUUUUGAAGAGCUCACUAAUACAAAGUAGGGAGUAACUUGCAACGUCCGGUUGGAAACGUUUUUUGUUUCGUCGUCCGUUUUGACUUUGGGGCCUUCGUCCAUUACACUCAUUAGAUGACAGUAUUUGGUGCCGAUGUUUAAAUUUCAGUAUUGAUUCUUUACAUAUGCUCCGCUGAGUAGUGGGGCCUCUUUGGCUCCUCGUUUUGGGCCCAAAAAAAUCUCAGCCCUCUCAAUUACAUUCCAAAUCUAGCCAAAUGGUUUCCACUUUAAGUGGAUGCAAACAUGGAGUGGAUGACUGGGAAAGGACAGUGUGCUGUGACUUUAAGGGUCUAGAGAUUGGGGACUGAGACUGGGACUGGACACUGGGACUGGAGACUGGGGACUGGAGUCUUGGGAUUGGAGACUGGGACUGGGACUGGGACUGGGACUGGGCCGCAAUGUAAUAGAUGGCAAUCUUUGUCAGGUCCUCAAAAGGCAUGAAUGUUUUGAACUUUAGUAUUGACACUCCAGUUGAUGGCAGGAUCCUACUUGCUAUCGCAAAGUGGACCACGUAAUUCUGCUCCAGGGUAGUGGAGGGAAAGUCACUGUAGAGGGAGCAGCAGGAAUGAAACGGCACUGAGAACCAUAGCAAUAAUAAUCUGUCCAAUCUAGCCACAAUGCGCUUCGUCUUCAACUUUCAGUACUGUUCCAUAGCAAGGCUUCGUUAUGUGCUUUUAAUACCGCUUUUGUCAUCUCCGCUCGUUAGUGUGUUCAGCGCGAGUCGAGAAAAUGUUUCAGUUCCUUGCUAAAAGUUCUGGGAAAAAAAUGCCUUGUGGUUAAAUUAUCAGGGAUUCUUUGAAUGUAGAAAGUGUUAAAGAGCACAGCUCUACAUGUCUAUAUAUUAGAGUAUCCCUGCACCCUCCAAAACUGCUUUCAUCCCAGAGAUUGUUCAGUGCAGUGACUUAAGGCCCAGCUUCCACUGCCGUAAACCUUGCACAGAAAUCUAUCGGUGGGUGAAGUUUCUAAAAUAUUGGAAUAGAGUGUCAGUCUGUAAAGACCUUGUUCCAGGCAUUUUAUUGGACAGAAUUGAGGUUUUCAAGCAGCCAUGUUCACAUCAGUCAUUCACUCGGAGCUGAAACGACAUUCUGCCGCAAGAUUUUCAAACGGGAAUGUAGGUCAUCUAUGCUGGAGGACGGGGGGAUCACGCUGUGGUCCGAGGCUAGAUCCUGCCAUAUCAGGAACCCUUGAUUUUGAGACACUCCGCUGCUGAUUGGAAGUUACCGUUUGUUUACACUAGGGGGCGCCAUUUGACCGCGCUGAGUUCCAGUGGUCGAUGUCUGGGAUCAGUGGCGACACUGCAGCUCUCAGGGUCUGAUACCGUGUUUCCUACUGGAACAGCGUCCAUAACCACCUUUCCAUCAGGGCCAUAAUCAGUGACACAAUGCCCUGCAGAGUAUGGCCCAUUCCUGUUUAUCCUCUUGGCUGUGGAGGAGCCCUUGUGUUUGUUAUUACUCUCUUCAGGCUGGUGAUGUCAUUAUUGACCAGGCUCGGAUCUUAUCUGAGCCAAAACUCACUAACACACCCGCCGCCCCCGCCAUUUCAAAAGCGUCCAUUUCAUCGGUUUCUAGAGGGGUGGGGGGCUGAGAUUAGACACCCCUGCUGUGUUAGUUGUGAAAAGUGCAGAGUCUGGCACACCCCGUGUCCACCGUCUAAAUUUGUCUCCGUUUCUCCCUUGUUAGUCGAACUGCUGAGAAAACUGAUUUUCUUUUUUACCUGCCAUUUUAGAAGGCACCUUUGAAAUGCAUUUAGGUCUUUUAUCAUAUCUGUUGCCAAAUUCCAAAACAUUAUUGUUGCAUAUAAAGAACAUAUAUUUGACAGAAAUAGAAGUAUAUUUUUGCAAAUGACAAUGCAUCGAAGAAUAUUUUGCUGAAGUAUACUGAUGUGUAUUCUAAACAUUGGAAUUUCAAGGAGAGUUUUAUGCACACAGUUACAUGGUGUAUGUAUAUCCAAACCACUGACCUUGUAAAUUAACUAUAUGAAGAUGUUUAUAUUAGCGAGCACUAUAUUUGAUAAUCAGAUCUAUUUUAUUGAACUGACAUACUGUGGGAUGUGCACGUUUUCCCCUUGGCUACUUUGUUCAAUGCAAUGUUUGGAAACAAAAUAUUGAAUUUACAGUUAUUUUGACAAUCUACAUGUUCUCUAUGGAAUUAUAGUUGAUAAAUGGAACUGCCAAGUCACUGUAGUUUGCAUAAAUAAAUGAUAUGAUUGAAUUUCUAUAAA